UCGCUGCCCUCCGUAUUCCGUGCCCCACGGAUAACAUGUUCUGUGAUUUGUCAACCCCAGGAGUCACAAGGAUAAUAAAAUCAAAGAAAAGCUUUUCACCAAGAAAGUGGAGAUGGGUCAUCUUAUCUCUAUCCGGAUGGACAAAGAAAUACUAAUAGCACUAGGAAGUAUUAGUAACUUCAAGAAAAUGAUAAAUCUCCAAGUUUUACUUAUCGUGUUAGUAUUGAUCAGUAGUUUAUCUGCAGCCAUACCACUCAGCUUGGGUUUUCAGCCUGCAACUUUUAGUGAUAAUUGUUGUUUGAACCCAUUUUUAGCUGAUAAAAAUGCAUCCCUGAAAGACUGUGUAAUAGGGUUGGCCAAUGAACCGGAGAUGGUGGAGUGGAUGAGGAAGAUAAGGAGGGAAAUUCACAAGAACCCGGAACUUGCUUAUGAAGAAUUAGCUACCAGUUCUCUGGUCAGGCGUGAGCUUGAGGAAAUGGGAAUCAAGUACCGGUGGCCGGUGGCGAAGACCGGCGUAGUAGCUGCUGUUGGAAGCGGCUCUCCACCAUUUGUUGCUCUCAGGGCUGAUAUGGAUGCUCUGCCCAUUCAGGAAUUAGCAGAUCUGGAACAUAAGAGCCAAGUAGAUGGUAAAAUGCAUGCUUGUGGACAUGAUGCACAUACUUCAAUGCUUCUUGGUGCUGCAAGGAUACUAAAAGAACUCGAAAGCAGCUUACAGGGCACUGUUAUUCUCAUAUUUCAACCGGCUGAGGAACGAGGUGAAGGAGCGAAGGACAUGAUAAAAGAAGGGGUACUUAAAGAUGUCGAUGCAAUUUUUGGUGUGCACAUCAUCCACAAAUUUCCCAUUGGUGUUGCUGCGUCAAGGCCAGGACAGUUUCUGGCCGGCUGUGGGAGCUUUAAAGCAAUAAUAAAAGGAAAGGGUGGUCAUGCUGCUGCACCCCAAGAAUCGAUCGAUCCCAUUUUGGCAGCUGCAACAUCUAUCAUCAGCUUGCAGCAUAUCAUAUCAAGGGAGACUGAUCCAUUGGAUUCACAGGUGGUUUCAGUAUCAAUAGUCCAAGCAGGGACCUCUUACAACGUUAUUCCAGAAUCAGCUACUAUAGCUGGCACUUACAGGGCAUUUGGUUGGAAGGGCUUCCGUGAUCUAAGAGAGAGACUAGAAGAGGUUAUAAAAGCGCAGGCAGCUGUACAUAGGUGUUCAGUCAAGAUUGACUUUGACGGGAAAGAGCAUCCAACGUUACCUCCAACAGUAAAUGAUGAGAGAAUCUACGAACAUGCUCGACAAGUUUCAAAUUUGAUUGUUGGGGAGGAGAACACAAAAGUAGCAACUAUCUUCACAGGGAGUGAAGAUUUUGCAUCAUACUUGGAAAAGAUACCCGGGUCUUUCCUCCUGCUUGGAAUAAGAAAUGAGAAGAUUGGAGCUAUUUAUCCUCCACAUAGUCCAUACUACACCAUUGAUGAGGACGUACUUCCCAUUGGGGCAGCAUUACAUACUACAUUUGCCUAUUCAUACCUUCGAAAUUUGUCAAUGUGCUCUAGUUCAUAGGGAGACAGAACUUUGAAGUUGGAAUUCUUCAUUAUUGCUUAGUACAUACAGACGUUCAAACAUGGAUCAUAUAGUCACUUGACUUCUUGACGAAGUCCCUGAUUGACUGUUUUUCCCUGGUGAAAAAAAUGCAGGGAGUGUAUGGUGUAUAAGAUUUAUCUUCGAUUAAACGGUGAGUUGUUUAAGAUUUUUCGUUA
Molecule: messenger RNA, 1737 nt
Organism: Coffea arabica (coffee)
Lineage: Eukaryota; Viridiplantae; Streptophyta; Magnoliopsida; Gentianales; Rubiaceae
Product: IAA-amino acid hydrolase ILR1-like 2
Biological process (GO): auxin metabolic process
Cellular component (GO): endoplasmic reticulum
Molecular function (GO): IAA-Ala conjugate hydrolase activity
Source: RefSeq, a predicted model, not a curated record